AUGCGUGAGACCCAGAUAGAUGCAUAUCUCAGCAGGAGCCAGUGUGGUCAGGCACUGGCCAACAACAAGAUAACUGUCCUGCAGAGAUUUAAAUCACUCAACAGAGUUGGCAGGCUUGCUCUUGCUUCAGCAAACCCGCUCACAAAUCUCCCCUUUGACUUGAGGCGGCUUAGGGUCAAGUGGCUGCUGCAAGUGACCCUCCCUGUGGUCUCGAGUUGGGGGCGCGGCAGCCUAAGGCUCUGCCAGCUGCGAGUGUGGGUCGGUGAGGCUGUCGUGCGCGGGACGUGUCGGAUUUACCAGACCCGGCCAUAUGGUUCGGGCGGGUGCGAUCGCUGGCCCGGGUGGAAGUCCGAGGUUACUCCGCCUGCCCUCGAGCGCCGAACGCUGAAGGCGUGGACGCUGCUCGUAAGCCCAUUCGGCCGGCUGAGGGCGCGGCUUCCGUGCGACCUGACCGUGAGACCCCUCGACCCUCUCACGUACCCGGAUGCUGACCGCGUGCUGGUGGUGGUGAGCGGCGUGGAGGGCAGGGCGCAGGGGCUGGACGGUCUGCAGGUGAGGUACGAUGAGGCGCGGAAGGAGGUGACCAUCGUAUCUGAGACCAUCGACCCCCAAGUCUCCGUGGAGGUGGAUGCGCCCCUGAAGUUCGAUUUGAAUGUCAAGUCAUCAGGGUCUGGUCAUGUCCAAGUCCAGAAAAUUGAGUGUGAUAAUUGCGAAAUUGAAACAGAGCAGGGAACCAGCAUCUUACAGUCUGUUAAGGGCAAGAUAGUAAAUAUUUUAGACUUUGUAGCAGGCAAUAUCACAUUACAAAGCAAGACAGGUAACAUCACAAUAGAUUCGUCCUCUGGAUGUCUAAAAGCAUCAACUCAUCAGGGUGCCAUAGAUGUUUAUGUCAGCCAACUGGGAGAAGUGGACUUAAAGUCCCAUAAAGGUUCUGUUAUUAUCAAGGUGCCACCUUCUCUUCAGACUCAUUUACAAUUAUCAGGGAAAGAGGUUGAUGUGAAUUCAGAGGUCCAUGUUCAGGAAAUGGCUGAAGCCCACAAGGAUGAUAGACUAACAGUUACUGGGAUCAUGAAUGAAGCAAGCAAACAUGAAAAAUGGAUUAAGGCUGAUGCCCCAAAAGGCACUGUAUGUUUUAGAAGUCAGAGCUGGUUUCAGUCCCUGAAGCUACAGGACUAA
Messenger RNA from Orycteropus afer afer, 1176 nucleotides. It is a transcript of the gene FAM185A, whose product is annotated as family with sequence similarity 185 member A. Lineage: Eukaryota; Metazoa; Chordata; Mammalia; Tubulidentata; Orycteropodidae. The record is from RefSeq and is a predicted model, not a curated record.